This is a messenger RNA of Xenia sp. Carnegie-2017, 866 nucleotides long. Its product is annotated as galaxin-like. The transcript is spliced from 2 exons. Lineage: Eukaryota; Metazoa; Cnidaria; Anthozoa; Malacalcyonacea; Xeniidae. The coding region runs from base 118 to 729 and encodes 203 amino acids. The record is from RefSeq and is a predicted model, not a curated record.
AACGAAAACGCGAUAAAAUUUUCUCAAAAACAAGUUUAGUUACAUGGAGUAUGCGAGACAGCUGCGGCGAGGUUCAAAAUAAUCACGAAACUCGGUUUUAUAGCAUCACAACCAAAUAUGAACUCUACAACCUGUUUAAGUGUGGCGUUAAUACUGUUCUUUCAAACAGGUUAUGUUUACAAUGAACACAGCUAUUUGCAUCGUUACAAUUCGCUAUAUCCACUCUGUGGAUAUUGGCCGUUUAUGGUUCAGUUUAAUCCAUAUACACACAUCUGUUGCAAAGGAUAUGUUCGUCCAGUGCUUGGACUUUGGUUCCUUAACAAAUGCUGCGGAACAUUGAAUUACAACAGACGAAAAUACUGGUGUUGCGCGGGAAAAUUACGUCGAAAUAUCUUGGGUCGAGUCACCGCUAGACCAGGUUGCUGUGGGCGCAGAAGUUAUAACCCGACAACGCAACGCUGUUGCAAUGGAAUGGUAACAAGUAGCAAUCUUCCUUAUUACAUUCCUUACUCUUGUUGUGAGCGAAAAUCCUUUAAUCCUUUCACAAAAACUUGCUGUGGAGGUAAAGUUCAGCCUUUAACAGGAAGUUUUCAACACACUCAAUGUUGUGGUACUAAUGUUUACAACGAAAUGUAUGAGAAAUGCUGCGCGGGCAAGUGGCAAGACGGAGUCGUCAUCAAAUUGUGGAAAAACUGCACAUACGAUAACAACGCGCUCGGUUUUUUAUAAAACUUUGUAGCAGCAAAACGAAUAUGGAUAUAUAUAUCUAGUUUUACUAUUCAUUGAAAAAAAAGAUUUCAUAAAAAUGAACAGAACAAAAGCAAAGCCAUUAAUCAAGAGAACAUAACAAUAAAUUCGAGUAAAAA